Molecule: messenger RNA, 3447 nt
Organism: Pseudopodoces humilis (Tibetan ground-tit)
Lineage: Eukaryota; Metazoa; Chordata; Aves; Passeriformes; Paridae
Gene: TMPRSS2
Product: transmembrane serine protease 2
Biological process (GO): proteolysis
Cellular component (GO): membrane
Molecular function (GO): serine-type endopeptidase activity; protein binding
Source: RefSeq, a predicted model, not a curated record
AUUCCAUCCUAUUGACUUGGGCAUGGAAACAGCCUAUGGGGAUCUCUGUGUGAAAACUUGUGGAAGCCAAUUAACAAUUACAACUUGAGAAGGAGGAACAGAAACAUCCUCCUGUGAUUUAUUUGUCCCUAAGUCUGGGCAGAGCUGCACUUCCCAACUCUUGUGAAGAGCUGGGCAAGGAUGGAUGGGACAUAAAUCAAAGCAGAAGUCCUGGAGCCUUAGUCACCAGUCUGAUGGGCUUUCAGUUCACACUUUACUCCCUGACACUUGAAUUGUUUCUGUACUGUUGACAAAGGAAAAAAUGGCCUCUACUCUAGGCCCACCGCCGCCGUACUACGAGAACAGGGGCUUCCAGCCAGAGCCCAUCUACGCUGCUAGGCAGGCAGCAGGUGCUAGUCCUUACCCACAGCUCUUCUCUCCAAGCGCUCCCUCCGUGCCAAGCUACGUCCCAAGGGUUGCCACCCACCAGUCCAGCAGGCCGGUAGCACACCCACCCAGGAGAAGCUGUGCAGCCAGUCUAAGGAAAACCAUAAUCAUAUUAUUAUCUAUAUUAAUAGUCAUUUGUUGUGCAAUUGCUGCUUUCUUCAUCUGGUAUUUUGUAGAGAAUCACUGUCUCAGCUCCCUGAUUGAGUGUGGCUCCUCAGGGGUGUGCAUGUCCCCCUCCCAGUGGUGUGAUGGAGUGAGCGACUGCCCCAACGGGGAGGACGAGAUGCGCUGUGUUAGACUUUUUGGACCAAAUUUUAUCCUGGAAGUUUAUUCACCUGUCAGCAAAUCCUGGUAUCCUGUUUGCCAAGAUGGCUGGAAUGAUGAUUAUGGGAAGAUUGCAUGCAAAGACAUGGGCUACAGCGUGGAUACGUAUUUCCACAGUCAAGGGGUAGUGCCUGAAGUCAGCUUUAAGAGCUACAUGAAGCUGAACACAAGUGCUGGGAACAUAGACUUGUACAAAAAGCUGUACAGCAGUGGUUCCUGUGCCUCAGGAAAAGUGGUUUCUCUGCGCUGCAUAGAGUGUGGCCUGUCCAGCAAGAGCGUGAGCAUCAUGAACAGGAUCGUGGGUGGCAGCGGGGCCGUGCUGGGGCAGUGGCCGUGGCAGGUCAGCCUGCACGUGCAGGGCACCCACGUCUGCGGGGGCUCCAUCAUCACCCGCCACUGGAUUGUCACAGCAGCACACUGUGUGGAAGGGCGAUUUUCUGACCCACAGAGCUGGAGGGUUUACGCUGGCAUUCUGAAUCAGGAUGAGAUGCUCUUUAGAAGUGGAUACAGAGUGCAACAGAUAAUUUCUCAUCCAGAUUAUGACACAGACUCUAAAGACAACGAUGUUGCCCUUAUGAAGCUGGAGACACCACUGAGUUUUACUGAAACUGUGAGGCCAGUUUGUCUGCCCAAUCCAGGAAUGAUGUUCCAGCCUAACCAGCAGUGCUGGAUAUCAGGGUGGGGAGCAGAGUACCAAGGAGGUAAAACAUCAAAUAACUUGAAUUUCGUUGCCGUGCCUUUAAUAGAACGUUCGAGGUGUAAUUCUGUUUAUAUCUACAAUGGCAUGAUUCUGCCUACAAUGAUCUGUGCUGGAGACCUAGCAGGGGGAAUUGAUUCCUGUCAGGGUGACAGUGGAGGUCCUCUGGUGACCCACCACCACUCUGUGUGGUGGCUGGUUGGAGAUACCAGCUGGGGCACUGGCUGUGCCACUCCCAACAAACCUGGAGUCUAUGGGAACAUGACUGUGUUUACAGACUGGAUUUAUAAAAAUAUGCAGGCAAACAGAUGACAACACUCUCCUUGCUCAUCGAUGUUCCUGAGUACAAGAAUUAAUGAAGCCAUGGGGGCCUGGGAUAUUUAUUCACUUUGCGGUUGAUUUCAUCUCUCCUCUUUGAUUUUUCUUUUUAAAAGUAACAUGAAGGAUUGCACACUUGGUUCUGUGCUGGCUACAGUGACGGAUCUUAAUCAGUGAAGGAUUAUCACAGUGAGCACCUUUCCUCUCCUUGUGGUGCCUGGCAGAGUCAUUCUGUGAACUGCUUGCUGAAAUUUCUCUCUUUUGUUGAGUAACUUUUGCUUGAUGAUCAGGCUUAUAAUGACAAUUUAAAUCACGAUUUAAUUUCAGAUUUUCCUAGCAGGAUGCUGAGACAGUUGGUUUAGUAGUUUUUAAAUUAAAUGUUAAGCAAUGUGAAUGUUGAAUCUCCGAGCUGCUGGUUGGCAAUUUAAAAGGAAAUGAAUGUUUUUUUUAGUAUAGAAUUACAAAAUGGUUUGGGUUGGAAGGGACCUUAAGGAUCAUCCAGUUCCAACCCCUCUGCCAUGGGCAGGGACACCUCCCAGUAUCCCAGGUUGCUCAGAGCCCCAUCCAGCCUGGCAUUAAACACUUCCAGGGAUGGACCAUCCUCAGCUUCCCUGGGCAACCUGUUCCAGUGCCUCACUAUCCUCACAGGGAAGAACUUCUUCCUAAAAUCUAAUGUAAAUGUACCCUCUUUCAGUCUGAUGUCACUGCCCCUUGUCCUUUCACUCCAUGUCCUUGUCCAAAGUCCCUCUCCAGCUUUCUUGUAAGCCCAUUAGGGACUGGAAAAGGUGCUGAGGUCUCCCCAGAGCCUUCUCCAGGCUGAACAACCCCAGCUCUCUCAGCCUGUCUCCAUAGCAGAGGUGCUCCAGCCUUUGGAGCUCCUUUGUGGCUCUGGACUCGCUCCAACAGGUCCAUGUUGGAGAUCCCAGAGCUGGAUGCAGGAUUCCAGGUGGGGUCUCAGGAGAGUAGAGGGUGAGGGAUAUAUAUGAAGGGAACUUUUCAUGCACUACAGUCCAGGCACAGAAAAUAAAAUAAAUGUAUAUAUAUACUGUAUAUUCAGGUAGUUAAAAAUCCUCAGGAUCUCAACACAGCCGUCAAUCAAAGCCAGGCUUUGCAGUCUGGCUGCCUCAGACCUUACAAAAAGUGCUGUUCUGCCUUAAGCUGCUCUGAACCCAAAGUGGGCACUUUGUGGAUGUGGGAUUUGGGCAGGGAUGUCCCAGAGCUGCAGCAGGAGCAGUCUCAGUGCUGAGGUCCCUGGCUGAGCACACUGAAGGUGACUCUGGAGCUGUCCCUGCUGUGAAAGGCAAAGGGCAAAUGUUUGCAGGCAGGCUGUGCUGCCCCUGGAGCUGCACACACAGCCACACACACAGACUGGAUGUUUUGUACAAGGAAACACAAAGCUGCGUUUCUGCAGGACGAGAUGAACUACCUCAUUUGUUAAAUUUGGCUUCUGAUUCCUUACAGCUCUCCUUUACGUGUCUGCCUGGAUGUUUUUAGCAAAAUGUUAAUUCCAAUCUGAGUGCCACCUGAAUGAGGGUUUUGAAAAUAAUUUAUAAUCGUGGUAGAGGAUCAAAAAGCCAUAUCAAGUCACUUUGUUAAGAAGGAUAAAUCUUUAUUGAAUGAAAUUACUCCACUAGUCUUGUUUUCUCUUUUGGUACUGAAAUGCAAUUAUCUUACAUGUAAAC